Crotalus tigris (Tiger rattlesnake) is the source of this 2376-nucleotide messenger RNA. It is a transcript of the gene NOP2, whose product is annotated as NOP2 nucleolar protein. The record is from RefSeq and is a predicted model, not a curated record. Lineage: Eukaryota; Metazoa; Chordata; Lepidosauria; Squamata; Viperidae. Gene Ontology annotation, cellular component: nucleolus. Gene Ontology annotation, molecular function: rRNA (cytosine-C5-)-methyltransferase activity; RNA binding. Bases 53 to 2149 code for a protein of 698 amino acids. Gene Ontology annotation, biological process: rRNA base methylation; maturation of LSU-rRNA. The transcript has 16 exons.
GGGCGGAGUCUACCCACGUGUCCCACUCCAAGCGAAAGCGGAGGCCUAAGCCAUGGGGCGCAAGUUGGACCCGAACCGGCAGGCAAAGCGGGGGCCAGGUCGGAAGGCCCGCAAGCAGCGCGGAGCGGAGGAGGAGCUCGCCCGCUUUUUGCCGCCCGCACUUGAUGACAAUGCAACAAAACUUUCCAGUCAUGCUCGACGAAGAGCUGCAAAAAGACGGAUUAAAUCUGAGAAACCGCAGAUGAAAAAAAAUGUCCUCAAUCACCAAAAUGUGACAGCUAAAAAAAAAACACUGAAGAAUGCAAACAAGGGGGAAAGUUCCCAAGAGGACAACCCAACUAACUGCAGCAGUGAUGCUGCCACACAGCUCACCUCCCCUGCCUUAAGGAAGAAAAGACCCUGGACUGAAGAGAGUGAAGAAGACAAAGGAGAGAGCAUGGCUUUCAGUGAUGAAGAUGAUCUAAGUGAGGAUGACAUUAUGGAUGACUAUGGAGUUGCUUCCUCUAGUGAUGAAGAGCUCCUGCCUAUAGAACAAGCUGCUCAAAAACAAAAGAUGGAAGGGCAGGACAUCAGUGAGGAUGACAGCGAGGAUGAGACACCAGUGUCCAAGCAGAGGGUAGAGCAAGAAGAAGAAAAGGACACAGACCUGCAGCUCAACAUGGAGGCACAGGAGUGCUUUGUGCUUCCCAGUGGUCAGGAGAUAGAGAAAGAGGCUGCUCAGCCUCCUGAUCUCCAACUCAUUCAUCAGCGUAUAAAAGAUAAUAUGGAGGUGCUUCAGGAUUUCAGUUCAAAGCGAGAGAAAGAACGCUCAAGGCAGGAAUAUUUAUCCCUUCUGCAUCAGGAUCUUGCCGCAUAUUACUCCUACAGUGAUUUCUUAAUUGGAAAGAUGACAGAACUCUUCCCUCUGUCUGAGCUGGUUGAAUUCUUGGAAGCCAAUGAAGUCUCUCGGCCAGUGACCCUCCGCACCAAUACACUGAAGACAAGACGCCGUGAUUUAGCCCAGGCCUUGAUAAAUCGUGGAGUGAAUUUAGACCCAUUAGGAAAGUGGUCAAAAACUGGGCUUGUUGUUUAUGACUCCUCCGUGCCUAUAGGUGCCACCCCAGAAUACUUAGCUGGACACUACAUGCUGCAAGGCGCUUCCAGCCUUCUCCCUGUUAUGGCUCUUGCCCCUCAGGAGAAUGAGCGCAUUCUGGACAUGUGCUGUGCCCCAGGAGGCAAGACCAGUUACAUAGCUCAGCUGAUGAAGAACACAGGGGUGAUACUAGCUAAUGACAGCAGUGCUGAGCGCUUGCACAGUGUGGUGGGAAAUUUGCACCGCUUAGGAGUCACAAACACUGUUGUGAGCCACUGUGAUGGGCGCCAAUUUCCUAAGGUACUGGGUGGAUUUGACAGAGUCCUGCUUGAUGCUCCCUGCAGUGGUACUGGUGUUAUUUCAAAGGACCCCACAGUCAAAACUAAUAAGGAUGAAAAGGACAUUUUGCGCUGUGCUCAUAUACAGAAGGAGCUGAUCCUCAGUGCCAUUGACUCCGUUAAUGCAACCUCUGAGACUGGGGGAUACAUUGUGUACUGCACAUGUUCAGUCAUGGUGGAAGAGAACGAGUGGGUGGUGGAUUAUGCCCUGAAGAAACGCAACGUCCGCUUGGUGCCAACGGGUCUGGACUUCGGCAAAGAAGGAUUUACCCGGUUUAAGGAGCGUCGUUUCCAUCCUUCCUUGAAAUCCACACGCCGUUUCUAUCCGCACACCCACAACAUGGAUGGGUUUUUUGUGGCCAAGUUGAAAAAAUUUUCCAAUGCCAUUCCUAAAGCUCAGAAAGAUGAAGCGCCCACUGGGGAGCUAACAAAGCAAACGGUAAAAGACAGAUCUGCUCCAGCUCCAACUGAACCUCCACCUAAAAAGAAAAAAGGUCCAGAAAGUAAAGCCGGUCAGCAGCAAGCUUCAAAGCAAGAGCUUCCAACUGCAGUCGCAGCCGGGAAGGAAGCUAAAGAAGAGUUGAAAAUAAAUAAAAAGAAGAAACCGCUUGCUGCCUCCAAGCAAAGCAACUUUCAGAAAAAGGCCAGACUCUUGAAUGCUGCUUGGCCCUCUCCUGGAGGACUAAGGGCUAAGUUAACUCCCAGGAAAAAAGACAGAGUACAACGAAACCCCCAGUAGAAGGAGGCCUUUAUGUUUGAUACACCAUGGAAUAACUGAUGGCAAUUCUGGGGUGACUGGUGGGAGAUCCUGAUUACCAAGAUAACGUGUCCUGGCAAGACUGGUGCAGAAGCGAUGAGGCAUUUCCCCUUUGCGCUUCAGAUGCUUCAUUUAUUUUUAGCCUGUUGAAGGGCAGAGACUAUUUGUAUGAGACCCCUUACCUGUCAUUAAAAGUUUCCUUGAUUUCA